ACGAAAUUCCCGAUGAUUUGUCACGUUUUUAGUUAUUUCCAUUUGAAGUUUGAACCGGAAACGUCGAACCUAUCACCAAUAUAGGGAAAAAGAAAACACAUCGAUAUUUGUCGGUAAAAAAUACAGAGAUUCAAAACAGUAAAAGAAAUUCGGUUUAGCACACCCCCCCUAUUUGCUUUUUUGCUUCCUUUCUUCUUUUAUUUCUCCUCUCAAAACACAAUCAUCACCAAUUCACACACUACACUCCAUCACACGAUUUACGUCUCUCUCAUUCCCUCGCACUAUCUAUACAAAAGCAACACAACCUAAACCUCAAAUCUCGAACACAAAACAACAUAGCAUUUGAGAAUGUUAACUGUAAAAGGAGGAAGCAGACCACCAUGGGUGGGUUUAGGAGCAGCAGUAUGGGUUCAAAUAGCUUCAGGAAACACCUUUACGUUUCCUCUAUACUCACACUCUUUGAAAUCUGUCUUAGGUUUCAACCAAAGACAGGUCACACUUCUUGGUGUCGCUAACGAUAUUGGCGAAAACGUUAGUUUACUUCCUGGUCUUGCAUGUAAUAGGUUCCCACCUUGGCUUUUACUUUGUGUCGGUUCUUUGGCUUCUUUCAUUGGUUAUGGUAUUCUCUGGCUUGCUGUUACACAAACACUCCCUAAUCUUCCUUAUUUAUUGCUUUGGUUUGCCCUUGUUAUUGCUUCCAACAGUAGUGCAUGGUUAACCACUGCUGUUCUGGUGACCAACAUGAGAAAUUUCCCUGUUAGUAGAGGCAAAGUUGCGGGAAUCCUGAAAGGUUACGGUGGGCUUAGUGCUGCAGUUUUCACGGAAAUUUACAGCCUACUGCUUCAUAAUUCUUCUUCCAAGUUCCUCUUGUUUCUUGCUGUUGGUAUUCCAAUUGUUUGCUUCAGUAUGAUGUUUCUUGUUAGACCUUGCACCCCUGCAUUGGAUGAAGACUCGACAUCUAAUUCCCAUUUUAUAUUUAUCCAAUUUUCUAGUGUGGUCUUGGGUGUAUAUCUUCUUGCAACUACAAUAUUUGGCAAUCUUCUUCCAUUUACUGGUGCAGUUUCGUAUAUUUUGGUGGCUGUGAUGAUUUUUCUUCUCAUGGCUCCAAUUGCUGUCCCUAUAAAGAUGACAUUGUAUCGUAAGACAUCUUCCAAUUCAGACUCGUCUGAGCAACGAUUUGAAUCUUCUGACUCUCUCAGUCAAGGCAAUGAUGACAAAACCGAGCCGCUGCUAGGAUCUACGUCAACAGGAAACCUUGGAAGCUCGAAUGAUCAGGAUGAUUCGUCUGAGAUAGCUAUGCUUCUUGCAUUAGGCGAGGGAGCAGUGAAGCAGAAGAAGAGAAAGCCUAAGCGUGGGGAAGAUUUUAAGUUCACUGAGGCUAUAGUAAAGGCUGAUUUCUGGCUACUUUUUUUUGUUUAUUUUGUUGGUGUUGGCACUGGAGUUACUGUUCUCAAUAAUCUAGCCCAAAUAGGUAUUGCACAAGGUGAGGAAGAUACCACGACCUUACUGUCGAUUUUCAGUUUUUGCAAUUUCGUUGGUCGGCUUGGUGGAGGAGUUGUUUCAGAGUAUUUUGUCAGGACAAGAUUGAUUCCAAGGACAUUCUGGUUGACAUGCACACAGACAAUCAUGCUGAUGGUAUACCUUAUAUUUGCCUUUGCUGUUAACGGAACCCUGUAUCCUGCGGUUGCAUUUCUUGGUGUGUGCUACGGUGUGCAAGUUUCCAUAAUGAUCCCGACUGUUUCUGAGCUUUUCGGUUUGAAGCACUUUGGGGUAUUGAGCAGCUUCAUGUCUAUAGGAAAUCCACUUGGGGCAACCCUUUUCUCAGCUCUGCUAGCAGGUUCUAUAUAUGAUACUGAGGCAGCAAAGCAGCAUGGUAUCGACCUUUUCGCUAAUGGUGCUUCCUGCGUCGGCGCAAGUUGCUUUAAGCUGACAUUUUUCAUUCUUUCUGGUGUUUGUGCUGCUGGCAUCAUCUUGAGCGUUAUUCUGACUCUGAGAAUUAAGCCUGUUUACCAAAUGCUUUAUGCUGGAGGCUCUUUCAGACUGCCUCAAACAUCUUCAAGUCGCUGAGUGUAUGUUAGUAUUCACGUUGAAUUCACCAGAAUUACAGUGUGUUGUUGUGAUUUUUGUCUCAAUGUGAUUUUGUCAAAUUCACCGUGAAUAAAAAAAAAAACUUGAGCAUAAAUGACACCACCUGUUAAGUUCUAUGAAGUUCAACAUUUUGAUAUGUCACAUGGACAGUGCUUUUACGCAUGCAAGUUAGGCUUAAAAAUGAUGCUGUCUGCUGAGAAAUGAGGCCACAAUAUGUGACGGUAUAAUCGCUGAUAUCUGAAUAUUUGUGUAUUAUUUGUUAUUUAGUCUAAUGUGAAAUUUUAAACCUAAUAUGCUUUUGGGAUUGUUCAUGCACUUGGUUGGGUUUUAUAUUCUGAACAAUUUUUCUACAGUUA
Molecule: messenger RNA, 2444 nt
Organism: Cicer arietinum (chickpea)
Lineage: Eukaryota; Viridiplantae; Streptophyta; Magnoliopsida; Fabales; Fabaceae
Product: protein NUCLEAR FUSION DEFECTIVE 4-like
Cellular component (GO): membrane
Source: RefSeq, a predicted model, not a curated record